AUGCCGUCUCCAUCUCCGCCGCCGCCAGUGCUGCCGAUCUCGGAGCACGAGGACGAGAUAGUCGCCGCGGUGGACGCGAACCCUGUGGUGGUGGUUAUCGGCGAGACCGGCUCUGGCAAGAGCACUCAGCUCUCCCAGAUCCUCCACCGCCGCGGAUACACCCGUCGGGGCGCCAUCGCCGUCACCCAGCCCCGCCGCGUCGCUGCGGUCUCCGUUUCCAGAAGAGUAGCUCAAGAGCUUGAUGUUCCACUUGGGGAUGAAGUUGGUUAUGCAAUCCGAUUUGAGGACAGAACUUCAGAAAGAACAUGCAUAAAGUACCUCACGGACGGCGUUCUUCUUCAUGAAAGCCUUUCAAAUCCUGAGUUGAAGCAAUACUCAGUAAUCAUACUGGAUGAAGCUCAUGAGCGUAGUUUAAACACUGAUAUCCUUUUAGGUUUGAUGAAAAGAUUGAUCAAGGACCGAGCUUCAGAUUUAAAAGUUCUAAUCACCUCUGCGACUCUUGACGGUUUAAAAGUUUCGAAGUUCUUCUCAGGAUGCCCUGUGUUAAACAUACCUGGAACUUUGUUCCCUGUGGAGAGAUUUUACAGCACUGAACGCCCAACAAAUUAUAUAGAAUCUUCACUCAGAACAGCUAUAGAUAUCCAUGCCAAGGAACCUCCUGGGGAUGUCUUAAUAUUUAUGACAGGAAAGGAUGAUAUUGACAAGAUGGUCUCAAAAUUGGAGGAAAGAAUUCAAAAUCUUGAGGAAGGCUCCUGCAUUGAUGCUCUUGUCCUUCCUCUUCAUGGUUCUUUGCCACCUGAGCUGCAGGUUAGGGUAUUUGCUCCUGCACAUCCAAACUGCCGACGCUUCAUUGUUGCAACGAAUGUUGCUGAAACUUCACUGACUGUAGAUGGUGUCGUGUUCGUGAUUGAUUGUGGUUAUGUAAAGCAGCGCCAAUACAAUCCAUCAAGUGGAAUGUAUUCACUUGAUGUAGUCCAAAUCAGCAGAGUGCAGGCUGAUCAGCGAGCAGGGCGAGCUGGAAGAACUCGGCCUGGCAAGUGCUAUAGGCUAUACCCAAUUUCCAUAUAUCAGAAUGAGUUUCUUGAGGCAACAGUUCCUGAAAUUCAACGCUCUUCUCUUGCUGGAAGUGUUCUGUAUCUGAAAUCGUUAAAUCUUCCAGACAUCAACAUACUGAAGUUUGAUUUUCUAGAUCCACCAUCACGUGAGUCAUUAGAAGAUGCUUUGAGGCAAUUAUACCUCAUUGAUGCAAUUGAUGAAAAUGGGCAAAUAACAGAUGUUGGACGAGUUAUGGCAGAGAUCCCUCUUGAACCGUCUCUUUCAAGGACCUUGAUUGAAGCAAAUGAAUUGGGAUGCCUGUCUCAGGCAUUAACUGUUGCUUCGAUUUUGUCAGCAGAAAUCACAUUGCGAUCAGCUAGCAAGGACAUGGAUGGAAAGAGGAAAAGGCAGGAGCUUCCUGAUGGUUCUGGCUGGGGUGACCAUAUACAAUUGCUUCAGAUAUUCGAAAGCUGGGACCAAUCUGGCUAUGAUCCAAAAUGGUGCUCUGAUCAUGAGUUGCAGGUGCGGAGUAUGAAAUUGAGCAAAGAUGUGAGGAACCAACUAUGCCAGAUUAUUAAAAAAAUUGCAAAAGGUUCAACUGAUGUGCAUGCAAGGAAAAGCCGGAAGAGUGACCCUGACUAUAGAAAGCUGAGGAGAGCUCUCUGCGUAGGAUAUGGUAACCAGCUAGCUGAGAGGAUGCUGCAUCACAAUGGCUACCAUACUGUUGGCUAUAGGACCCAACUUGUACAGGUGCAUCCAUCUUCUGUACUGGAAGGUGAUGAGUAUGGGAAGUUUCCAAUGUAUGUUAUUUAUCAUGAGCUGAUAAGUACAACUCGUCCAUACAUGAGAAAUAUCUGUGCCGUCAAGCAAGCCUGGGUUGAGCCUAUAUUAAAGAAGCUUGAGAAAUUAGAUGUAAACAGAUUAAGUGGUGGCUCGAGUGCACCGAAAGAUUCUGAACUUCUAGUAGAGAAUAAGCAAGUAAACUCGUUGAAGAAAGACAUGGAUGUAAAACAAUCUGAGGUGGACAGUAAAAUCCAGGCAGCUCGAGAGCGCUACCUUGCACGAAAAGGUAAGAAAUGA
Molecule: messenger RNA, 2115 nt
Organism: Miscanthus lutarioriparius
Lineage: Eukaryota; Viridiplantae; Streptophyta; Magnoliopsida; Poales; Poaceae
Source: the annotation of a GenBank genome assembly